Molecule: messenger RNA, 1017 nt
Organism: Anoplopoma fimbria (sablefish)
Lineage: Eukaryota; Metazoa; Chordata; Actinopteri; Perciformes; Anoplopomatidae
Product: parapinopsin-like
Exons: 4
Coding region: 1-1017 (338 amino acids)
Biological process (GO): G protein-coupled receptor signaling pathway; visual perception
Cellular component (GO): membrane; photoreceptor outer segment
Molecular function (GO): G protein-coupled receptor activity
Source: RefSeq, a predicted model, not a curated record
AUGCAACAAUCAGUUUUUUUCUCAAAUGCUUCCUCCUAUGAGGGUCCGAAUGGGGAACCCCCUCUGUCACGCACUGGCUUCAUCAUUCUCUCCAUCAUUAUGGCCUUUUUCACCGGUCCGGCCAUCGUACUCAACGCUACGGUGAUCAUUGUGUCCCUCAUGCACAAGCAGCUGAGGCAGCCGCUCAACUACGCUCUGGUGAACAUGGCUGUGGCUGACCUAGGCACAGCAAUGACUGGAGGGGUUCUGUCUGUGGUCAACAACGCCCAGGGGUACUUCUCCCUGGGAAGGACCGGCUGUGUGAUGGAGGGCUUUGCAGUGUCCUUGUUUGGCAUCACAUCUCUGUGCACAGUAGCUCUGAUCGCAGUGGAGAGGAUGUUUGUUGUGUGUAAGCCGUUGGGACAGAUAACCUUCCAAAAAAAGCAUGCACUUGGAGGUAUCGCCUUAUCCUGGUUGUGGUCCCUCUCUUGGAACUUGCCUCCCCUGUUUGGCUGGGGCAGGUAUGAGCUGGAGGGCGUCGGGACGUCCUGUGCACCAGACUGGCACAACCGAGACCCUACAAACGUCUCCUACAUCCUGGCUUACUUUGCUGUGUGCUUUGCAGUUCCCUUUGCUCUUAUAUUGGCAUCCUACACGAAGCUAAUGUGGACAUUACAUCAGGUGUCAAAGAUGGCCUGUCUGGAAGGCGGUGCAGUAGCUAAAGGAGAGAUGAAGGUGGCGUCCAUGGUGGUUCUGAUGGUCCUGACGUUUCUGAUCAGCUGGUUGCCUUAUGCCAGCCUGGCCCUGCUGGUGAUCUACAAGCCUGAUGUGGAGAUUCACCCGUUGGUGGGCACAGUGCCUGUUUACCUGGCCAAGAGCAGCACUAUGUACAAUCCUAUCAUCUACAUCUAUCUCAACAAACAGUUUCGUAAAUAUGCAGUGCCCUUUCUGUUGUGUGGGAAAGAGCCCUUGGUGGACGAAGAGGCUUCAGAGGCGACGACUGUGGAGACUUCCCCAAACAAAGUGUCUCCUGCUUGA